AUGGCGACUUUGGGGGAUAUAGGUGUGUCUGCAGCGAUAAAUUUACUUACUGCUUUUGCAUUCUUGCUGGCUUUUGCUUUGCUCAGAAUUCAGCCCAUCAACGACAGAGUUUAUUUUCCCAAAUGGUACAUUGCUGGCAAGAGGACCAAUCCCAGGAGUGGUGGUGGUGUCGUUGGAAAAUUUGUCAAUCUCAAUUUCAAGACUUAUCUCACUUUUCUCAAUUGGAUGCCUCAGGCUUUAAAAAUGAGUGAGGAUGAGAUUAUUCGCCAUGCUGGGCUUGAUUCUGCUGUUUUCCUGCGGAUUUAUACUCUUGGCUUGAAAAUAUUUGGACCAAUAGCUCUUGCGGCACUCCUGGUUCUCAUUCCAGUGAAUGUAUCUGGUGGAACUUUAUUCUUUCUGCGCCGUGACUUGGUUGUCAGCAACAUUGACAAGCUUUCGAUAUCAAACAUUCGUCCCAAGUCUUAUAAGUUUUUUAUCCACAUAUCAAUGGAGUAUUUGUUUACUUUUUGGACUUGCUACAUGCUUUAUAAGGAAUAUGGAAGAGUUGCAUCAAUGCGGUUAAAAUUUUUGGCUUCCCAAGGCAGGCGUGCUGAACAAUUCACGGUUCUUGUUAGGAAUGUGCCACAUGUUUCUGGGCGCUCAAUAUCGGAUAGUAUUGAGCACUUCUUUAAGAGAAACCAUCCAGAUCAUUAUCUCUGUCACCAGGCCGUGUACAAUGCAAAUAAGUUUGCUAGACUUAUCAGAAAAAGAGACCGGCUUCAAAAUUGGCUGGACUACAACCAACUCAAGUCUGAGAGGCAUCCAGAGAAGAGGCCAACUAGCAAGAAAGGUUUCCUUGGACUCUGGGGUAAAAAAGUUGAUUCCGUUGACUUCUACAAAGAGCAGAUUAAGGAGCUUGAUAAAAAAUUGACGAUGGAACGCCAAAGAAUUCUGAAAGACGCUAAAGCGAUCAUUCCUACUGCUUUUGUGUCAUUUAAUUCUAGAUGGGGGGCAGCUGUUUGUGCACAAACACAACAGAGCAACAAUCCCACCUUGUGGUUAACAAAUUGGGCCCCCGAACCCCGCGAUGUAUACUGGAAGAACCUGUCUAUACCAUUUGUUUCUCUUAGCAUUCGGAAACUCGUCAUAUCUAUAUCGGUGUUUGCAUUGGUCUUCUUUUACAUGAUCCCAAUUGCUUUUGUACAAUCAUUGGCAAAUUUGGAAGGGUUGGAGAGGGUUGCUCCGUUUCUUAGGCCGCUGAUCGAAUGGAACUUUGUCAAGUCGUUCCUACAGGGUUUCCUUCCUGGUCUGGCGCUUAAAAUCUUCUUGUACAUUCUUCCUGCAAUUUUAAUGGUUAUGUCAAAAAUAGAGGGACACAUGGCAGUAUCAGUACUAGAAAGGAGAACAGCUGCAAAAUAUUACUACUUCAUGCUCGUUAAUGUUUUCUUGGGGAGCAUAGUGACGGGAACAGCAUUCCAGCAACUUCAUGCCUUCCUUCACCAAUCAGCUACCCAGAUCCCACGAAACAUUGGAGUCUCAAUUCCCAUGAAAGCUACUUUCUUUAUCACGUACAUAAUGGUCGAUGGGUGGGCUGGGAUUGCUAGCGAGAUUCUCCGAUUGAAAUCUCUAGUGAUUUUCCACCUGAAGAACAUGUUCAUUGUAAAAACUGAAAGAGACCUAGAGAAGGCCAUGAACCCCGGAGGCGUUGAUUUUCCCGAGACUCUGCCAAGUCUUCAAUUAUAUUUCCUUCUGGGUAUUGUAUAUAUGGUUGUUACCCCGAUCCUUCUUCCUUUUAUACUGGUCUUCUUUGCCUUCGCAUACUUCGUUUAUCGUCAUCAGGUCAUUAAUGUAUAUAACCAAAAUUAUGAAAGCGCCGCUGCCUUUUGGCCACAUGUUCAUGGGCGCAUAAUAGCAAGCUUACUAAUAUCACAGCUGCUGCUAAUGGGCUUAUUGAGCACAAAAAAAGCUGCAAAUUCCACACCUUUGCUCGUUGUGUUACCUAUUUUGACUUUGACCUUCCAUAAGUACUGCAAGAAUCGCUUUGAACCUGCAUUCAGAAGAUAUCCUCUUGAGGAAGCGAUGAACAAAGACAUGGAAGAUCGUGCUUCUGAAUUCGAUACCAAUUUAAAAUCAUACUUGGCUGAUGCAUACUUACAUCCGAUUUUUAACUCCUUUGAAGAAGUCGAAUUAGUUGAAGUCAGAGUUGAUAAAAGCCAAGUUCACAUUCCGAGUCCUUCUCCGAGUGAUCCUAGCUCUCCCUCCCCUCCUCGUCAUGCCUAUCAGCCUGAACAUGAGCCGUCUCAUGAUGUCAAUCGCUAUGAAGUCGAACAACAUCAAACAGCAUAUCACUAUGACGUUGAAUCAUACAGUAACAUGUUUCAAGCAAGGGAUGAAGAAGCUGGAGAGAUUCCUGUUGCAUUUGUAGUCUGGCAAGAUGGGAAUUCACUCCAACAUAGUGCUAAUGGACUACGUGCCUCAGUAGGUUAUUACCUUGUGCUCAAAGGCGAAGCUAAGAUUGUAGAGUUGUUGGGACAAAUUAAGUGA
This is a messenger RNA of Fraxinus pennsylvanica, 2523 nucleotides long. Lineage: Eukaryota; Viridiplantae; Streptophyta; Magnoliopsida; Lamiales; Oleaceae. The record is from the annotation of a GenBank genome assembly.